Molecule: messenger RNA, 699 nt
Organism: Lodderomyces elongisporus
Lineage: Eukaryota; Fungi; Ascomycota; Pichiomycetes; Serinales; Debaryomycetaceae
Product: DUF2470 domain-containing protein
Exons: 1
Coding region: 1-699 (232 amino acids)
Source: RefSeq, a predicted model, not a curated record
AUGUCUGACCCAAGUGCAAGAAUUAUCUCGCAUAUGAACAGAGACCACCAAUUGUCUCUUAAUGACUAUGUUGUGGUUUACGGUACUGUUGACUCCAAGUAUUUGGUUGAAGAUUCAGUGCAUAUUACCAAGGUGGACCUCGAGCAAAUUGUGAUUGAAUAUGACUUGAUCAACCCCUCAAAGACAAAGACAUUGGCCUUAUACUGGUCAGACGCAGAGGAAUAUGAGAAGAUUGAGGUCAAAUCGUGGUCAGAUAUUAAAGGUAAGCUAAUAGCAAUGGCCAAAUAUUGUGCUAAUAAGCAAGGCUUUGAAAUGCACAAGUUGACAAAAGCAGAAUGGCCAGACCUCUCCUUGUCUGGUUUAUUUGGAUGGAGUAUGUAUCCGCAGUGGAUGGUGCUUAUUUUAAACUCUUACAAUCCAGAGAUUUUGCGCAACUUGUUUGCAAACGAUGCAUUAUUCAACAGACUAGUUAAGUAUUUGCCAUCUGGAGCUAUCCGGUUCUACAAAUAUGCAGGCGAGACACAUGCUUCCAAAGUACUUUUGACAAUUGUGGUACUCCACUUGAUUGAGAUAUUCAAGGAGACUGGUCCUAUUUUAAAGAAGAACAGAGCGCCAGGUAUAGUGAGAGCCAAAUGGUACUUUAUGAACUUGAUCGAGGGUUUCCCAGUCUUGAUUAGAUUGAAGAACUUGACGAAGUAA